Molecule: messenger RNA, 1972 nt
Organism: Triplophysa dalaica
Lineage: Eukaryota; Metazoa; Chordata; Actinopteri; Cypriniformes; Nemacheilidae
Gene: drap1
Product: DR1-associated protein 1 (negative cofactor 2 alpha)
Exons: 7
Coding region: 205-903 (232 amino acids)
Biological process (GO): positive regulation of transcription by RNA polymerase II; transcription by RNA polymerase II; negative regulation of transcription by RNA polymerase II
Cellular component (GO): nucleus; negative cofactor 2 complex
Molecular function (GO): transcription corepressor activity; protein heterodimerization activity; transcription coactivator activity
Source: RefSeq, a predicted model, not a curated record
UAAAACAGCGAGAAGAAGCGGCGCAGAAAACGUUGACCGAAUUCGCCGUAAAGCGCCGAUAAAAAUCGCAGAAGCGCACCGAUGGCGCUUUAAAGACUCCGGCGGCGCGUCGCGGGACUUCAAUAUCUACAUUUAUCGCGUUUAAAACGGCAGACUGACGGAACCGAGCUCGAGCCGCCGGUACCGGUCCGAACCUCCGCCGAUAUGCCGAGCAAGAAGAAGAAAUACAACUCCAGAUUCCCACCGGCCAGGAUAAAGAAAAUCAUGCAGACGGAUGAAGAAAUAGGCAAAGUGGCGGCUGCUGUUCCAGUCAUCAUCUCUCGCGCUCUUGAGCUGUUCCUGGAGUCUCUGCUGACGAAGGCCUGCCACGUCACCCAAUCACGUAACGCCAAAACCAUGACAACAUCACACCUUAAACAGUGCAUAGAACUGGAGCAACAGUUUGACUUCCUUAAGGAUUUGGUGGCAACGGUGCCUGACAUGCAGGGGGAGGGGGAGGAGAACCACAUGGAGGGAGCGGAGAAGAUCCCACGCAGAGGUCGUAAGCCCGGAUCGGGACGCAAGAACGGCGGCACCGGCGCAAAGGCCAGAGACAAGAAACUGUCUGGAACCGAAUCAGAGCAGGAGGAUGAGUCCGAUGACAGCGAGUCUGAUGUUGAGGAUGAGGAGGAGGAGCAGCAGCAGCAGCAGCAGCAGCAGCAGCACACGUCCCACACCAGCUCUGGACUCUUUCACAGUCAGGACACGACUCCUCAGUACACACCCAUCGGAGCCCAGCCGGGCGUCCACAGCAUGCCGGCCUUCGCCCCUCACCCAUCACUCAUGGGCAUGGCCCCGCCCCCUUCAGCUCCCCUGCCGCAGAAGAACGAAGACGAUGACGACGAUGAAGAUUACGACUCAUAGCUCAGUUUUACAUUCAUUUUCUUCAGUUCUUUUUGGCAGUGUGAGGUACAGAAAGGAGUUUUUGCUCGUCAGCAGAGCUCACAGCUGUCACGCCGCCACAUCACGGGAAGAUGAAUUGCUUCAAUAUUAGCUGUUUUAAUUUUUUUUAACUCUUAUUUUAUCGUUAAGGAACAGUUACGGUAAACAGGAGAUCGGCACCUCGUAAUUCCCCUCAGUUUUUCUUUUUUUUUGGAGAAUGACCCUUAAAGCAAGAACGUGGUUUUGUAGAACUACCCCAAGUACUUUUCGUCCUUUUUUUUGCACUUUUGGUUGUAGUUCGUCGGUCUUUUCCUCCUCAAGCAAUCACUCAUUUUCGUUGUGAAAGGAAACCCUUUUGGGUCAUUCAUAGGAGAAAUUUGCUUUGGUUUCAUAGGCGAAUGUUACAGAGCGGCCCGAGGCGUCAUUGCUGUUAGCAAAUUCUUUGGUUAUUUUUAUUUUGUGAAUAUAUAUUUUUAAAGCUAGUUUUACGAUUCCAGUGUUUUCUCUGGGUUUUCUGUGCUAAACUUCGUCACAAACAACAAUCCGUUGACGUUUCUCUGCUUUUCUUCUGUUUCUUGGAUGAAAAUGUCUUUAUUUCAAAGCGUGUCAUGGAUGAUGUUUUAAAGGUUUUUGUUUCUUCUGAAUCACCGUUGAUGAUACACAUUUCUAUAAACCGUUUCUCUCUUCUUUUAUAACUUUUAGACUCUUUUUAAUGUUUGCUGUGUUGUUGGAGAGACGCGUGGCUUUCUCAUGUCUAAAUGUGAACAGUCAAGGCUGUAUGUUGAAUUUUAACAUUCUCUUGAUUUUGUACGAGUGAAAUAAAAUGUGAGGUUUCAGUAUUUUGCUCCUUUAAUACGGCUUUAAUCCAUUUGUUUCUAGAAUCGAGGUCUUGCAUUUCCAACAUCACAUUUUUAAGGCUCAGGUUGUCCGCUUGACUCAUUUUGGCUCCUCCACGUGUCACCAAAGUGUUUCAUGAUCUGUUGCAUUACUGGCUGCUGGGAGGAACACGUUCGCAUCACGUUUCCCCCUAAAAUAAAGCACAUGCCUUUGA